This is a messenger RNA of Rhopilema esculentum, 1667 nucleotides long. Its product is annotated as ribose-5-phosphate isomerase-like. The record is from RefSeq and is a predicted model, not a curated record. NCBI's taxonomy places the organism in Eukaryota, Metazoa, Cnidaria, Scyphozoa, Rhizostomeae, Rhizostomatidae. Gene Ontology annotation, molecular function: ribose-5-phosphate isomerase activity. Gene Ontology annotation, biological process: D-ribose metabolic process; pentose-phosphate shunt, non-oxidative branch. Gene Ontology annotation, cellular component: cytoplasm.
UCAUUUGGCAUUAUAUGGUCACUAUCGUUGACCUUUUGCAGUGCACACCACACCGCAAUUUGUGUUUGGAAGAUCAUUCCUUCUUUUGCUGAUGUAUGCUGGUAUUGGCUCGCUUCUUGGCCUAAGAAUAGUAGAUGUUAUAAAGGAGAAGAUUUCUCCAGUUGCAUUGUUCAUUAGGGAGCAAACGAAAGUAGUUUUUCUUCGCACUGCUGUUAUGGACGGGCCUAAGAAAUCGGCGGGUUUUGGUGCCGUAGAUAUGUAUGUUGAGAAUAAUCAGAAAAUUGGUAUUGGAAGUGGUUCAACGAUUGUAUUUGCUGUAGAGCGCAUAGCUGAAAAAGUGAAACUAGAAGGACUGACAGUUGAAUGUGUACCUACCUCAUUUCAGGCUAGACAGCUAAUCACUGAAGCUGGCUUAACACUGAGUGACCUUGACAGGUCCCCUGAGCUUGAUCUCGCAAUUGAUGGAGCAGAUGAGGUCGAUGCGAUGCUAAACUGCAUUAAAGGUGGUGGUGGCUGCUUGACGCAGGAAAAAAUUGUUGCAUCGUGUGCCAAGAAGUUUGUUGUCAUAGCCGACAAUAGAAAGAAGUCGGAAAAAUUUGGCCAAAAGUGGACAAAGGGUGUGCCUUUGGAAGUGGUUCCCAUGGCAUAUCAACCCGUUCUUAACAAACUCAAGUCGAUGAGGUUAACACCAUCACUGAGAAUGGCCAAAGCCAAAGCAGGUCCACUGGUGACUGAUAAUGGGAAUUUCAUCAUAGAUUUUCAAUUUGGUGAGAUUGAAGAUUGGUCCCAACUGAACAGAGAUAUUAAAAUGAUACCAGGUGUAGUGGAAACUGGCUUAUUCAUUGGCAUGGCAGACACUGUCAUUUUUGGCAAAGAUGAUGGUUCUAUUGAAGUAUUGCAGCGAUAAAGAUACACGAUUUUAGACCAACUUCUCGCUGGACACAUAUAGCUAAGUAUGCAUAAUAAUCAAAAUAACAAUUAUCUGUUCUUGAAUCAAGACAGUGUACUUAUGAAUAUUUAUACGAGAGUUCAAAUAGAACAGAGUCAGAUACUAGGUAAAAAAAUGUAUUAAGAAUGUCUGUAGUCAAGUUCCAGAAUUCGUUGGACAGUUAUUUGCGCAGGUAAUUGUCCUGGUUAAAACGCUGGUAUAUACCUUGAAAAUAGCUCCAUCAGUGACAGACUUGUAGCCUGAGGUGUGAUACAAGGCCUUGGCUUUUCUGAAAUGUUCCUGUUUUUUUGGCAAAGAUAGUUUAAACGACUCCCCAUUCCAUUUUAGAAUGUUACUUUGAGCAAGAAGUACCCUUCAGAACGCGAUAAGCCAGGGUCUUUGAUAAACCAUCUGCUCUUCAAAGUGGGUUGAAAUGCCUUGAUAUGACGGUGGUACCUACAUCGAAAGUAAAACUGGAACCAUAUCCUCAGAAAAUGAGCUAACUUCAGUGCAGUUAUUGCUUUAAAAUACGCCUACUAUUUAUGUUUCUGAAAACAUUUAAUCACUGAUUUAUCUUAAAGUAUCAAGGCCAUCUUAUAACGUUGGUUGUUUUACGACAAUAGUAUAUUAUAGUCGGAUUGCUGUACCUUUGAAUUUGUUAGGGUUGUUUUUACGUUUUAUGAUCAGUCUAUUUUCGUUUCUUGAAUACAUAAACUUGUAAAUGCGAAAACUGGCCAUU